Molecule: messenger RNA, 528 nt
Organism: Aphanomyces astaci
Lineage: Eukaryota; Oomycota; Saprolegniomycetes; Saprolegniales; Verrucalvaceae
Exons: 3
Coding region: 1-528 (175 amino acids)
Source: RefSeq, a predicted model, not a curated record
AUGCGCCUCGAGGAGUGCGCUGGCCUAGGCAAGGAGCAGCAACGUCGACUUGUUGGCAUGGUCGUCCCAUUUGAGCACGCCUAUCAGAACGAGACCGCAGAACAAAGACUCAUUCGACACCAGGCAUCAGUCAUUGACCACUUCAUCGAUAUCGGACGGCUACAAGAGGAGCGCCUCCAAGCCCUUGAGGAAAAGCUUCAAACUUGUGCCACACCAAAGCGCAAGGAAAGUGAGGUCAAAGUCGGGCAGGUCAUGCCCAACAGCAAAGGGAAACGGCAGAAGCAAUCCUAUAUGAAGUUGUUCUUACCCAACGGGUUUGUGCUGGACGAAGACAGCCAAACGUUCCGCGACGACGUGCUGUCCACAGGAGCUGCCGCACAGAUCGCUGCGCUGGAGUUUCUGCGCAGCAACAACGUGCAAUCGAAGGGAACCAGCGCUGUUCUCAAAGCACUACAAGGCACUCAUCGACUGGGGCAUCGCAAUGCAAGGAUUAUCCAUUACCGCCAGCUCGUGCAUCUGGACGAGUGA